This is a messenger RNA of Striga hermonthica, 1773 nucleotides long. The record is from the annotation of a GenBank genome assembly. NCBI's taxonomy places the organism in Eukaryota, Viridiplantae, Streptophyta, Magnoliopsida, Lamiales, Orobanchaceae.
AUGUAUCGUAGAGUUUGUUUUCAUGUUGCUGCGAUUCAUGAUAGGCUCAAUGUAGAGGGGGCUGAAAGCCCGAAAGCCCAGGAAGCAGGACAUGUAAAUAUCAUUGUGAACAUUCCAAGUCUCACUAGAAAGGAGUCCGGAGGCUGGGGUUCCGCAUUUCUUUUGCUAGCAAAUCAAGGCCUCGCAACACUAGCUUUCUUCGGCGUAGGGGUGAACUUGGUAUUGUUUUUCACUCGAGUUCUGGGUCAGGACAAUGCCUCUGCAGCUAACAACGUCAGCAAAUGGACUGGCACCGUCUAUCUAUGCUCCCUCGUGGGGGCAUUCCUCAGCGACUCCUACUGGGGACGUUAUCUCACUUGCGCCAUUUUCCAAGUCAUCUUUGUCGCCGGGCUGGUUCUUCUAUCCGUGUCGUCACAACUGCUCCUGCUCAAGCCUGCAGGCUGUGGGGACAGCAAAAAGAUAUGCGUCCCUACUAGCCCCUAUGCCUCGGCCCUUUUCUACCUGGCCAUCUACCUAGUGGCUCUCGGCUACGGGGGCCACCAGCCGACCCUAGCCACGCUCGGGUCGGACCAGUUUGACGAGUCUCAGCCGAGGCAGAAGAAGUCGAAGGCCGUCUUCUUCUCGUACUUCUACUUUGCCCUCAACCUCGGCUCCCUCUUCUCCAACACUGUCCUCGUCUACUACGAGAAUGUCGGCCGAUGGAACCUUGGUUUCUGGGCUGCCACCGCCUCGGCCGUCCUGGCCCUGGCGGCAUACCUGGCAGGCUCCCCUGGGUAUCGUUACAUGAAGCCGAGCGGAAACCCAGUCACGAGGGUCAUGCAGGUGUUUGUGGCGGCAGUCAAGAAGUGUAACGUGGUUAAGGGGGAUGGAGACGAGCUGUAUGAGGUGGAUGGCUUGAAGUCUGCCAUUAAAGGGAGUCGCAAGAUUUGCCAUACACGAGAGUUUGGGUGGCUUGACAAGGCAGCCACGAUAACUGGCAGCGACAGGGUGGUGUCCCCCGACCCUUGGCGGCUGUGCACAGUGACUCAAGUGGAGGAAGCUAAGUGCAUCCUGCGCAUGCUUCCCAUCUGGCUCUGCACUAUCCCCUACUCGGUGGUGUUCACCCAGAUGGCGUCCCUGUUUGUGGAGCAGGGGGACCUCAUGAACACCCGCCUCCCGGGCACCCACUUCCGCAUCCCUGCCGCCAGCAUGACAGCCUUCGACAUCCUCAGCGUCCUUGCCUUCACCGGCAUCUACCGCCGCUUCAUCUCCCGACUCCACCCCACCGAGCUCCAGCGCAUGGCCGCUGGCCUCGUCGUGGCCGCCCUGGCAGUGGCGGCAGCCGGCGCCUUGGAGGUUGUGCGCCUACGGGCAGCGACUCCGGUGAGCAUCCUGUGGCAGGUGCCUCAGUACGUGCUGGUGGGGGCCUCGGAAGUGCUCAUGUACGUGGGGCAGCUCGACUUCUUCAACGGGCAGGCACCGGAUGGGGUGAAGAGCCUCGGGAGCUCCCUCUGCAUGGCCUCGAUAAGCCUGGGGAAUUUCGCCAACAGCUUGCUGGUGAGCCUGGUGACGGUGGUGACGACACGGGGUGGGGGGCUUGGGUGGAUACCCCAAGACCUCAACAAGGGGCACCUGGACAGGUUCUACUUCCUGGUGGCUGGGUUGACGGCCGUUGACUUCUUGAUCUAUUUGGUGUGUGCGAGGUGGUACGGCAGUAAGGAGGCUGCGGCCGAGGAGGAAGGUGAUGGUGAUGGUGGUGGUGGUGGUGAUGGUGGCCAAGUGGAGGGGCAGUGA